AUGGCUGAGAUCGGAUUCAAGAACUCAUACGUUCUGCACUUGAUGCUGGCAUUCGCAGCAAUGCAUCUGGCACACUGCCGUCCGCACCGCAAAGAGGCAUACCUCGCGAUGGCAGACCACCACUACGAGCGCGCUCUGGUUCUGGUUACACCACAGAUUGCAACCCUAAAUUCCGACAACUCUGAUGCAGUAUUGCUUGCCGAACAAUUGAUAUGUUUUAUCGGUUGGAGUCGGGGCCCGCAACCUGGGGAAUAUCUUGCCUUUGGACGAGAUAAGAAAUCAGAUUGGUUGGUCAUGUUCCGCGGCAUUCGAUCAACCAUCUCAAACAUUCAACGUCUGCCAUCUCACAAGACCCGCCCAUAUUCAAUAAACGGAGUAUUACCUCCGUUGCCAGCCCUAGGAGUACCCGAAGAAUACGAGAAGCAGCUCGACAGACUGAUGGAGCUUGUGAAGUCUGUAUCAAAGGAUUCACCUGGUUACAGGGACGAUGUCGAGGCUGUCAAUAUACUCCAAGAGAUGUACAACAAUCGGUAUCAAGGUGGAGAGGACGAGUACCACGUGACUUUUGGGUGGCUCUACCGUGUGACGGACGACUUUCUUGAGCGGAUGCAGCAGCGUGAUCCCAUCCCUAUGAUCAUCUAUGCGCACUUUUUGGUCCUUAUUCGUGCUUUAGAACAGUUUUGGUACAUGCAAGGAUGGACACACCAUAUCAUGAGCGGGAUCUGGGAUUUGCUGCCAACGGAAUAUAGGGCUUGGUUGGAGUGGCCAAUAAAGAGAACAAGUUGGGUCAAACCCUGA
Molecule: messenger RNA, 798 nt
Organism: Bipolaris victoriae FI3
Lineage: Eukaryota; Fungi; Ascomycota; Dothideomycetes; Pleosporales; Pleosporaceae
Exons: 1
Coding region: 1-798 (265 amino acids)
Biological process (GO): regulation of transcription by RNA polymerase II
Molecular function (GO): DNA-binding transcription factor activity, RNA polymerase II-specific
Source: RefSeq, a predicted model, not a curated record